AUGUUGGCCCUUUCCCUAGCUUCUAUCGUUGUUGCGGCAUCUGUCGUCCUUGCUGCACCCAGCAUCAAAACCUCAGGAUGUGAUAUUUCGAAGGCCAAAAUAUCCAUCCCAUCUGGCCAAACGGCCCUCGUCCAGCCCACCCUUGCUCCGUCUUACGUUUCGGUCGCCAUUGGCGUCCAAAACUACACUUGUACCGACGCCGGGACAUAUACGAGCGCCGGAGCAGUUGCCGAACUCUUUGACAUCUCUUGUCUAGUCGGCACAUCAACCUUUGACAGGAUCCAGGACGAUGUCUUUACCGUCUGGAAGCUCCUUCCCAAGCAGCUAACCGCUGCCAAAGUGAUCGAGCUCCUUCAUUUCGCUAAAACGCCUACAAUCCUCGGCCAACACUACUUCAUCAUUAAUCCCCUCACGGGUGUUGGCAUCAGCCCGAAGUGGGACUUUACAUCCCAAGGCGCUACGAAGGGAAACCCCAACGCGUUUGUUGUUGGCGCGCGUACUGGGGGCCUUGCAGCACCUACCGGCCCUCAAGACGUCGACUGGCUUUCCCUUUCGAACGCACAAGGGCAAUUAGCAGACCAAAUAUACCGAGUUGACACUCGGGGAGGACAACCUCCCGCCUCUUGCACUCCUGGGUCUGCUCCUAUCUCUGUGAAGUACGCAUCAAAAUACUGGCUCUUCGGUGGAUCCGUCCAUCAUUAA
This is a messenger RNA of Pleurotus ostreatus (oyster mushroom), 702 nucleotides long. RefSeq lists its product as uncharacterized. The transcript is spliced from 4 exons. Bases 1 to 702 code for a protein of 233 amino acids. Lineage: Eukaryota; Fungi; Basidiomycota; Agaricomycetes; Agaricales; Pleurotaceae. The record is from RefSeq and is a predicted model, not a curated record.